Molecule: messenger RNA, 3512 nt
Organism: Solea solea (common sole)
Lineage: Eukaryota; Metazoa; Chordata; Actinopteri; Pleuronectiformes; Soleidae
Gene: nkrf
Product: NFKB repressing factor
Exons: 3
Coding region: 399-2801 (800 amino acids)
Cellular component (GO): nucleolus; nucleoplasm
Molecular function (GO): nucleic acid binding
Source: RefSeq, a predicted model, not a curated record
GCAUUGUGGGUCAUUGCGCUGACACACACAGACGCCAUGAUUUCACAGAAAAUGGAAGCGGGCUGCAGCUUUAGGUGAAUGGGUUCAUGUGUCACUCGGGAGGUUUGAGCCGCCCGUUACGGAAAUUUUUCUUGACGGACACAAACCUGUUUAUUGGUCCGUUGUGAGGAGCUACGUGUGGCAGGAAGCGGGGACGAGCAGGCUUACGCUACUAAAGUUAGCUAGGUGCUAGCUGGCUAAUGCUAACAGGCACCCUGGCUAGGCUAGCACGAUAAUAACAACAUCAAUUAAAAUAAAUAUACACUGUCUCUUGUUCAACCAGAGCACGGCGGUUAAGGUCGGGCGGAAGGCCACACCACUGAAGGUAUGGCCGAGAUUUGAUUUGGACGGUGCUGGUGAUGGCAGAAGGGACUGACACUAUCGAAAUGCCCUCAUUCGACUCAAGUCCUACUUCUGAAGCAAAAAAGAGACCCACUUCUUCUGAUGGAAGAGACGAGCCCAUGAGGAAAAUGCCUGUGUCAAAAUUUGGUUGCAGACCUCGAUUUGAGCCUGUGCACUUUGUCAGUGGUGGAAGCAGUGGAGGAAAUGGCACUGAUGAGAAGGAGAAUGAUAAAGAGAGCAGGAGGAGUGAGUCAUAUGGUGUGAGACAGUGGGACACUGAGCACUCUUCCUACAGCAGCACCAGCAGAGCACAGGGCUCCUCCUCCCUGAGGUCUGCUUUUGACAGCCGGCCAUCAUACAGCUCUGACUCUUGGGGUUCCCAUAGAGACCAUGACAGAGAGAUUUCUUUAGGUAGCACAAGUGGCUUAGGUUAUGGAGGACGUGGGUCUGCCCCAAACUUCAUGACAAAAACACAGCAGGACUACACAGCCAAGUAUGAAGCCCACUCCACUAGACAUUCAGACUGCUAUUCUCGGCCCCACAGGUAUAACGGAUAUGGGGGCGCAAGCAGGUCAGGAGGAUGGGACUCAGCACGUCAGGGUUUUGGUUAUGGUUAUCAAGACCGGCCAUCAUCAAGCAGGCCAUUCAGCAGAGUCUACAACAGCCCAGGCAGGAACAGUCCCACCACGUCUCAGUUGGGCUCUUCAUCACAGCCUCUUCCGAUAUCUCAACCAACAUUAGACGAGAAGCAAAGGCUGAUUGCCAACUUAGGAUCUGCGUUGGCUGUUGCGUCUAGUGACUCUAUGUUUUUGAUAGGAAAUGAUGGACCAAACUAUAAUUUCAUGUUGAGCCGCAGCAUCCAGGCCUGCAAAACCAACCCUGAGUAUAUUUAUGUCAAUUUAAAGGAUAUUCCCCAGGCUGACCUACCGAAGAACAGGAAAGUACCAACAGACGGUUAUGCCUGUGAACUGAGAUUCCAGGGCGUGUAUCUCGCUACAGGAUACUCCGGCAGUAAAAAUGGAGCAAGAGACCGAGCCUCUGAGCAAGCUGUAAAACUUUUCCUGAAACAAGUGGAAGUUCGUGUUGUCCAGCGCAGAUACAGACACUCGACUGUAAAUGACUUGGUUGUCUGCCAGAUGCACAGCCCAACCCCUCCUUUUUUACCUGCACUCCGCAACCCAGAAGAUAAACCAACACCCAGCUCUAAAGGCCAAUAUGAACCUGACAAACGAAAGCACUGGACAGAGUUUGUGGUUAUGGACAAUGCCCAUGACGCUAUCUGCAUACUCAACAACUCUGCUGCUUUUAAUCGCAUGAAGAUCGACUACAAGUUUGACAUUCUCCCUUAUGAUGGUGCCUGGCUGUGCAGUGUCUUUGUGCAGGACGAGAUGGUGGCUCAGGCAACAGGCACUAAAAAGACCUCAAAGCACUCAGCAGCUGCAGAGGCAGUGAGGAAACUCCGCAUGAACCAGGCUCAACGACAACAGCAACAACAGCAACACCAGCAACAACAACAGCAGCAGCAGCAGCAGCAGCAGCAACAACAUCAUCAUCAACAACAGCAGCAGCCAUCACAAUACAAUAGGGGAAAUACUAACCCGAUCCAGUCAGAUUCUGGAGGAUGCUUUGGGCAACAGGGUGGCAAAAAGAAGCAUCUGAGUGAGUUGGUCAUCCUGGAAAACUCUGACAAUGCCAUCUGUAUCAUAAAUGACACGGCACAGUUUAAUAAAGUGACUGCUGAUUACAAGUUCACCCUUCUUCCUGAUAAUCGCUGGAGGUGUGAAGUUUAUUUAGAAGGACAGUAUGUGGCAGCAGGAAUUGGGCCCAAGAAAAUUGUCAAACACAUUGCAGCAACUGAGGCUCUGGCCACCUUAAAACAAACACAGGCUGUGGUCAAAUCCAACCUAAGAAAAGAGGGGCACAACGAUGCCAUAUCCCGAUCCCAGAUCCUGGCUCGCUCUGGUGAGGAGGCAACAAGACAGGAGAUAAAAGAAGACAACAUUGGAAAUCAGUUGCUCCGCAAGAUGGGCUGGAAAGGUGGUGGUCUGGGCCGAGAUGGUGAAGGCAUUGCAGAACCCAUCAGAGUGAAGGAGCAGUUUUCUAGAGAAGGGUUGGGCAUGGACACGGACAAAGCAGGAAAUCUACUCAGGAAGCGCGAUAUUGAAGACAUAAUUCGUAACUACGCCUGUUCAGAUCGUCAGGAUGAUCUUCGCUUCUCCACUGACCUUACCAAUGACGAACGCAAACAGAUCCACCAGGUAGCUCAGAAAUAUGGCUUACGAAGCAAGUCAUAUGGACAGGGGCGGCAACGGUUUCUCAUCGUCAGUCGCAAAGUACGCAAAGACCAGCUCAUUGGUCAGCUUCUACAGGAAGGACAGGUGGGACGAUAUGAGCUUGUGAAGCCUCAGGCCUCGCACUAACUUGCAUGCAAAGCAAAGGAGGAAAAAGGGCAGAGUUUGCCAUUGACUUGGACUCCAGUGCAAAUCACUGUGCAACUGCUUUGUUGAUAGAUGCGAGACAGACUUACAGCACAGUAACAAAUGAGAAUCAGGUAUCGCCUGUGGUUUCUGCAUUCCUUUGCCAUCAAGUGUAUUUUAGCUUUAGCAGGAGCUGUAGGAUGAGUCAUUUAAAUUUCCUGCCAUUCCACGUUCUAUAUCCGUUUCACUUUUGCACAAGCUUGUGUUCAGUGCUUUGUGGUAUCGUGUCCUAAUCGAGCUUCAGUAAUGUUAGGACUACGGGGAAAAAAAUUACAAGGGUUUUGUCAUCAAAAUAAAUUUGUUUCAUGGCUGUUCAAGGAACCUGAUGGAAUAUGCAGCUCUACUGCUCACUUGUGAGUGCUGGACAAUUGAUUCAUUCAUUAGACAGACUUUGUCACACAGUAGCCAUUUGCUCAUACCAGUCUCACUUAAGCAACGUCUCUGGUCAGCAAUUCCUGCAAUGUUGUCCACUCGUUCAACUCACGGAGGUCAUUGUAAACGUACACGCUGCGUCCAUUAUAUGAAAACAUUCACAUGGAAACUGUAUGCUGUGAUCUUCGUUACGUGUCUAACGUGCUGGUUUAUGUGAGUACAGUUAACUUGUCUGCUUGUUUUCACAGCUGUAAAAUCGGAAUAAAUUAAACCUGAAUAAUA